Molecule: messenger RNA, 2502 nt
Organism: Felis catus (domestic cat)
Lineage: Eukaryota; Metazoa; Chordata; Mammalia; Carnivora; Felidae
Gene: TXNL4B
Product: thioredoxin like 4B
Exons: 5
Coding region: 290-835 (181 amino acids)
Biological process (GO): mRNA splicing, via spliceosome
Cellular component (GO): spliceosomal complex; U4/U6 x U5 tri-snRNP complex; U5 snRNP
Source: RefSeq, a predicted model, not a curated record
AUUCUUUUUCCGUUUCCGGUUUUAUAAGUGGUCCGCCAGAGUUGGCGGGCAGCAGCUCCUGGGUUACUUUGAGUUAGGGUCGCUGCUUUUGGUGUAGAAGACGGGAACCCCCUGUGUGCCGACAUUUCGGAGAAGUGGUCGGGGUUGCGAACAGUCAAGUGGAAGAGAAGGAGGUGACUUGUACAAAGAAAACUGCUCCAGGACCACAAGACUUGGAUGCCCUCUGCAUCUCCCCUGCCUUCUGGUUCCAGUGACUGACAGUAAGGAUAAAUAUUUGGAUUAUGGCAAGAUGAGCUUCCUGUUGCCCAAGCUAACUAGCAAAAAAGAAGUAGACCAAGCAAUAAAAAGUACUGCAGAGAAGGUAUUGGUUCUCCGAUUUGGGAGAGAUGAGGAUCCAGUCUGUCUGCAGCUAGAUGAUAUUCUUUCUAAGACGUCUUCUGAUCUGAGUAAAAUGGCUGCUAUAUAUCUGGUAGAUGUGGACCAAACUCCCGUUUACACGCACUAUUUUGACAUCAGUUAUAUUCCAUCUACUGUGUUCUUCUUCAAUGGGCAGCACAUGAAAGUGGAUUAUGGGUUAUCUCACUUUCCCUCUGUCACCAGGGGGCAGGGACUACGUGAUCCUGCUGUGCCAGGAACAUGGACAUUGGUUCCCAGCUGUACUCCCUUAGUUCUGCCAAUUCUCUUCUUGAAAACUGGGUCACUGGAAACAUACAUUCUGAUUUUUCAAGCUUUUAAAAAAGACUCCCAAAAAGGCUUUUGGGAGUGUGCCUCCCAAAAAAAAAAAAAAAAAAGAAGAAGAAGAAGAAGAAGAAGCAUCGACCCUGACACUUUAUAAAUGAGGAACUUCUUUCUAGGUUCCAAGCUUUUAAAUCAAAUAUUAUUCUCAAAGCAGCUUCUAGCAGUAAGACAGCCAACCAGACCUGGUCAACCCACAGAGUCUGCCAAAACUUCAAAUAUAAUUUGCCAGUUUGAAAUUGGUCAGAGGUCAAAGUUAUGAAGAUAUUGUUAGAGAACAAAAUUCAACCAAGUAAAUUUGAGGGUUGAAUUAGCUUUAUUAGGUGAUUCAUGAAUCAGGCAGCAUCCCAUCUCACAAGUAGAGAGCAUGCUGUGGGGAGUUUUACAAAAUGGAAGGUUUUUAUAGCAAGAAGGGUGGGCAAAGAAGUUAUUAGCAAAAAAGAAAGAAACACAAAUGAAGUGAGGGAGGGAGGAUUUGAUUGUUUCUUGCCAGGACAUCUUCUUCUUUGGAUACACGGAACGGGCAAGGUUUUCAUCAUACAGAUGACCUCACCAUUGCUGAUCAGGAAAUUUCACAUUGAUUGGUAAAAAGUCACAUUCCUGGAAUGGGUUGAAACUGUAAUUAAGUCUUAGUUUGUUGUUGCAGGGAAGAAGGGGGGUGGAAAUGAUUCCAUUUUGGGCUUGUUUCUUUUUUUAACAUUAUUAUGAUCAUAAUAAUCCCCUUGUGUGCAUUUCCAGCAGUUCCCAGUGUGGACUAAAUCAGCAAACUCCAUUAGUGGAAAAAGCAGACUGGAACUGGGGAAAGGACUACACCAGCAAACCCCAGUAAAUGGGGACUGGGGACUAGAACUGGGGACAGGAUUUCAGUAUAGAAUUGAACACUGAACCAAGAGCUAAGGACUGGCACUCGGUUUGAGCCUCCAGUGAUUCUAGACUGACCCCAUCUUAGAAAACCAAUUAGAUGCCGAGCUUGAGGAAAAGAGAAUGGAGCUCAAAUGGAGAGGAACUCAUGGCCCUUGGAAACAGUGAGAAAGAGACUGAACUCAAAAGGGGUUUUUCAGGCUCCACAUCUGUUUUUCAGGGAAGACCCAAAAGUACUGUUGCUCAGGGCAGGAGAAGCUUGAUGCUGCAAACUGGAGGCUACUUUUGAGAUGAGCCAAUCCCCAGUCCCAGUUUUCCCACAUGCCCUCACUCAUACCCUGCCCUCACUUGGGGCUCUGGGAGCAUCACAGCCAGGAAGCAGGCAAAGACCACGUGGGCCAUGACUGCAAAAGCAUUAGGAAAUAAAUCAAGGAAACUUGUCUGGCAAAGCAUUUGGGAACAGUGUUCUGAGUGCCAACCAGGUUCCGGGAAGAGUUGAGCCAUCCAUUCUGGUCCCAUGACAGAUCUUUCUAGAAGGAAUGGGUUAAAAUUCUACUUCAAGCUCCAAGAAAUUAGGGAUUUGCAUAAUGAUGACCCCAGGAAAUAGUAUGAAAUUAGUCCUAGCCACACAGAGAAAUCACUGCAGCUGUGUGAGGCCAUGCCCCCAGAGGAGUCCCUCUCUGCUAGGGAAGCACUGGGCGCCUCCCACUGUUGUAGAGUGUGCCCCACUGGAUUCUGGUCAGUUGUGUUUGUAUUUGUCUCUUCUGAGACAUAAGAGAUGGUAGAAAAUUCCAUUAUCUUCAUCCCCAAUAUGCAGCACAGCCACUGGCAGGAAGCAGAAUCUCAGUAAAUGGUUUUGCAAGAAUGAAUGAGUGAAAGAAUAAAUGAAUCUAUAGGUCAGCCUUA